AAUCGUUGCGUUCUUUUCCCAUUGCCAAAGACAGGCCCUCUCGAGUGGAAACCCAGCGCCCCUUUGUCUCUGCAUGGCUUGUGCCCUGUCCGAAUCGAGAUACGAGUACUUUUAACCCGUGCGGCGACUAUCACGUAACAAGCGCCCGGCAUGGUCAACCGUGGCAAGCCCUCGCGCAAUUGCCUGCCGUGUCGCAAGCGCAAGCUGCGGUGCGACUUAGUCCCAGGAUGCUGUGGUCAAUGCAGGCGAGCUGGUCUAACCUGCGUCGGCUAUCGAGACCCUGAGGCCCUGAUCUUCCGGGACGAGACAGUUAAUGUGCAACAAAAAGUGACUGUCGCUCAGACACAUGCAGCCUCGACGCAAAGAUUCAACCAGAUUCACCAAUACCUAUCCUCACAACUCGCAAAGCCCGUAACGCCGUCAAUAGAGACCCGUGCGCGGCACGACUUCUUUGCCCACUAUGUGCUGCGAGAAUCCGCGGCCUACGACAUGCUGGGCAGCAUAUAUAAGAAUUCAAAACCAGGCGAUCAUCUCUCAGCAAGUGUGGAUGCCGCAAGUCUAGCAUUCCUCGCGUCCAAAAGCAACAAUCAACCCCAUAUCACCAAAAUCGCCACCAAGGCCUACGUGGAUGCGCUACAGGCGCUGGCUCCUGUAAUUACACAACCAGAGGCGGCAACCUCAGAUGCCACUGUACAAUCUAUUCUGCUACUCGACUUGUACGAAAAGAUGACAAAUAGAUCCUCGCUGACGGAAGAUACGGUCCGGACACAUCUAACUGGUGCCCUGACGCUGAUUGAGAAGCGUGGCACCGCAAAUACACAAAGUGUUGCUGCGCGACGCUUGGUGGAAAGACUAUAUAUUACGACAAUAUUGAGCUGUGCUGCGGCAGGCAGCCGUGUGCCGCAAAAUGUACAGGAUCUGCGAAACGUAUUGGAUCCGUUCUUUGACCAUACUGAUCUUAAGUGGCUCCUGAUAAAACUGAAUAUCGAAGCGAUUACCUUUAGCGCUGAUGUGCGCUCAGGCAAGAUUCGCGGUCCGGAAAAUGUCAUUCCGCAGGCGGAAAUGCUGGACAGGCAGCUUGCAAGUAUGGAAACGGCUCUUUCACCGGACUGGAAGCCGAAACGAGUCUACGUAACGCAAGGAGCAGAUCGUCGCAUCUUUGGAAAAUACUACGACGUAUAUAUCAGCCAUGAGAAGACACAUAUCCGAAAUAUGGUACGGACACUGCGGUUGCAUCUUCAUGCCAUGAUGCAGGGCUUUGCUAGGGGAGCACCGCAUUUACUGGAUCCGAAAUCUCCAGCUAUUGUUGAUGCCUGUGCAGACCAAAUCGCAGCCAGUGUGCCGCAGUUUUUGAUCCCAGGCGUGCGACCAGAUAAUGCAGAGCCAUUUUCGUCGGUACAAAUGCUACAGUGUUAUACUCUAUUGCCCCAAAUGUAUCUGGCUGGUCGUCUUACUUCAAAUAAGGCCUUGUCGGAAUGGGUGUUUGACAUGAUGGAGCACAUGGCAAGUGUGGGAGCGAUGAAAAUGGCCAAGGUCACAGUGGACACAUUACGGACGGACAAAUCAAUAGCAUACUGGGAUAUCUAUGCUUUGUUGGGCGGCUAUGCGUUUGUAAUUUAGAAUACCAAAUGGCGUUGCUUGAUUAUCCUAUUAAUGAAUAUCAUGAGAUUACCAGUGAAUAUCGGCAUGUACAUUCUGUUAUUAUACAAAUUCUUUCUGUGAUCGAGUGGCUAGCUAUCGUCUUGUGUUAUAUAGAAUCAGAUGGUACCCAUAAAUCGCUAUUCCCAUUGCGUCUAGUUCUCAGUGAAGAGGUGUCUGACUACCUUCGCUGUAUUCAUCGUCGCCUGGAACAUUCUCACUAUCCUCAGCAUCCUCGGCAUCCUCGGCAUCCUCAUCAGAGUGGUUCUCGUCAUCGUCAUCGUCUGAACCAGCAGCAUAAAUUAAGAAGCCUAUCCCGGAAUCGCCAUUGUUCAAUUCCAGUUUGUACGUUUCUGGAUCAUCUCUUAGGGCAUUCGCCAGUGCAGAAUCGUACAGCUUCCCACCAUCUUUCAAAAUAGCCUCACGUGGCCGGAAAUUAACUGUUAUCACCACAUAUUCAAUCUUACCGGGCUCACAUUCGUCUCGAUCCCAAUGAGUGCCUUCCCAUGUACUAGAGCCUCUCCAUCUCAUGGGAUGUGUAGACAGACUCGCAUCGGCCAAUAGAAUUUGGCCAUUCCUCUUCCUAAAAUACCAAGACUCCUGCAUCUGCUUUGCAAUCCCCUGGAGCUGGUCUAAUUUGCGAGCCACAGUCUCCAACUCAAAACAGAUUUCUUCUGUUUCUUCCGGGAGGAGACCAAAGAAGCCAUGAAGCCAGCGGGAAUUAAAGUAAAGUUCGUUAUCACUCUCCCAAUGCCACCAGUCGGUAUGUCGAAUUGUAAAGGUGAUGCGACGAGCAAUGAUCAUAUCCAUCUCCAUGAGCUGUUGUAGGUCACCAUCGUCGAAAUUAAACAUUUGAAUAAAGAUGCGCAUGUCGUCGAUGGCUGCAGCGUCCAGAGAUAAACUAGCUGCCGCCCUGCUGAAUUUGAUCAACUGACUAUGCCAGUUUGAAUGUGGCGGUGCUCGGUUGCCCCAGGCUAGCCAAAAUACGUGCUCCGUGUGAAUUAGAGGCAUAUCCCAAGAUUCAAGAAGGGCAGCACGACAUGUUCGCAGCAAGUCUGUAUCGAUCCGGUGCCGGGAGAAGAAGCCUGGCCGUCUGUAACAAGUAUCUUCAUCGUAUUGGGCAUCUUUUGAGGGGUCAGGGUAACCUGUUACCGCAUAGCGAAAGAUGAUGCGCCGGAUUUCAGGAGGAAGCGCAAAGAGGGGUGAUUGUAGCUGUUGGUUGGCGCAAUGACGGCUAGUGUUUAACAAACGAAGCAUGAUGAACUGAGGCGGGGUUCGAAAGAAUAAUACAUAGAGACAUUGCAUGUAUUUCCGAAGCCAGCGCACGAAAUGAAAUUAUAUAGACAUCUCUGGGUCCGAGCCUUGGUCGAGUUCGUGCAGCCUAGGCCAGGCAGCCGCGUCCAGCUUCAACGGCGGUCUGCCUUGCUUUGCUUUGUUUAAGAGCCUUGCCUUGCUUGGCCCGCAUCACUCGUUAUGCCUGGAAACAAGAUCCGAUGGUAUUUGACGAGGAGCUCAGUGACAGCACGGCGCAGGUUGUAGUUGACGGUAUUGUCACUAUCGGACAUUACUCGUGAUACUACACACUGCGCGUAGACGAGAUGGCUCUCCGACAUUACAGCUCUGUGGGCGCGAAUUAUGAUGGACAAGCCUUGCACUUGAAAAACGAUGAAUACACAAUUCACAUGCUUCUAACGGAAGUUGUUCAGCGCUCAAGAAAAUAAGAAAAGGAAUAUCGAAAGUUUUAAAUUACAAUGGAAGUAUCGGUUGCUAUACAGUU
[Torrubiella] hemipterigena is the source of this 3415-nucleotide messenger RNA. NCBI's taxonomy places the organism in Eukaryota, Fungi, Ascomycota, Sordariomycetes, Hypocreales, Clavicipitaceae. The record is from the annotation of a GenBank genome assembly.